CGACAAAAUCACCAUGGCUGCUACAGAAGAAGGUCUAAUCGUUGUGAGAGAGGGGGCAAAUGGAGAUCCUGAAUUGGGUCUUACAAACAAUCUACCCCCUCCCCCUGAUUAUGGGACCAGUGUGAAUAUUUCAUCUCCAAACGAGAAUGAAGCACCACCUCCAAGGUACGAAGAUGUUGCCAAAGAGGCCCCUCCUUCUUAUCAAGACAUAUUUGGGCAGAUGCAAGAUGCCAAGAAGUCUUCUUCCACACCCAUGGAAUUUAUUGCCAGAAUCAUCAGCAUCUUGUUAAACACACUCUUGGUCACCAUUGUCAUUGCAAUAAUGCUGGCCAUUCCCAUUGCCAUGAUUGUACUUGGUGCUGUUUAUAUGAAGGAAUGCCCCGUUGAACCUAAAAUCCCUGUGUACCUGGUAGUGACCGGCUCCUUCUAUAUCCUGAAAUCCUUUAUUGAUCUCAUCACGAGGUGUCAGAAGAGAAAUCAAAACGAAGGAGAGGCGUCUGAUGAAACCAUAAACAAGAAAAACAAUUUUAGCCGUCUCAUAGGAUGUUUUCUCUUUGCAUUUUUUAUCGCAGGAAACGUGUGGGUUUACAGUAACUACCCUCCAAGUGCUAAUCCAGAUGACCCCAAGUACUGUUUCGGACCCCUGUACUAUUUUGCAUUUUGGAUAAUUACAAGUUGUUAUAUUCUGGUGGCAUGUGGAUGCUUGUGUGUUUGCUGCGCUGCUGGAGUUACCUCCGCUGUAAGCGAAUAGAUUGUAAGUAAGGCAAUAUCUGAAUUGGCGUCUACGGCAAAGGUUAGACAGCAUCAUCAUGCAUCGAAGUUUAGGAUGUCUUUAGCUGCACCCUUUUGCAACAGUGAGAGUCAUGACUGUAGUCGCCAAUUUGGAUACGGCCUAAGAUUUGGGCGAAGGGUACAGGAGCUUUAGUAGAAAAAGUUUUUGGUGUAAUAACAUGAUUAUUCUAUGUGAACAAUUUUAUUGUGGAGGAUUGAUAUGGCUCUUGAGUGUAGUGUAGAGGUAUAGAUGCACAUCCUUGGGUAGUAUAUACAAUGUAUCUCAGUAUCUCCUGGGUUCUUACUGUAUAAAUCUCAAAAACAGGGGCGUAGCGAGUUGGGGGGGGUAAUUCCUAAAAAAAGUACUUCUCAGUGAGCAUUGUUGAGCUUCGCUCGCAAUUGAAGCACUAAUUUUAGUAAAACAAGGGCAUCCAGACUGAAAGUCACUUGCCAAGUUGAGUCGGUUGUAUAUAGUGGGUCCCUUGCUGAGCCGAAUAGCCUUUCUUGAAGUAGAUGGAGAAUGUUGGCACAUUUUACCCCCUCCCCCACCCCUGUUGGCAUACAGGCUUCCUUAAUCCCUUCCAAAAAAAAGUCCCCUUGCUAUACGCACCUACUCACGAGGAACACACGAGUGAUGAGUUUUUUGUUCAUAUACUGGCGUUUUGUUAGAUAUUUCCUGCUAAACCGCUCUUGUAAUAAAAUCGCUCCAAGAUCCUUUAUUGGUUGAGCUGCUAAGCGCAUCAAUUUUAUUUUAGUCUUCGUAGUCCUUGGAGUUUGAAUGCUGCGAGACUUGCACAGUCUAUUAGGCUGAGAAUAGAUUAAUUCAAGUCUUUGAAUUUGAUGGCUUUUUGAUUUGAGUUUGAUCUUCACACUGUACUCAGAGCAUGUAUUUUUCGUAUUUGAUAAAGGUCAAUUUGAAAAAGGACCAAUUUGGGGAUGCUAACCAUCUCUUUCUUUUAUAUGGCCUUGAUGAAUCUGCCAAGUGCAGUUUGUUUCAUUUUCCCCCAAAAAUUACUCAUAUAGAUAAAGAUAUCUUAGAUAUCUUAAACAAAUUAGUGUGAUAUAUAUAUGGUGUUUUCAAAUUAUAGAUUUUAUUUUUGUUUCUUUUUCCAAAGAUAUAUUUAAUUCUUUCAAUAAUGCCUUACGGCAACAUUAUGAUCAGAAGGUGCAACAAUUAUUUGUGACUGAUUUUGUACUGCAUAUUAGAAAGUUUACAUAACACUUUGCUCAUGAUGAGCAAAAACUGUUUGACUCUUGACUGUUUAUGAAACGUUGUAUGAUGACAACGUCGAUGAUUAUGUUCUAUAUGGGUAAUGAUAGAUUUGUUUAUUCAAGUGGUGUUAUAUUUUGAUUAUACACCACACACAAAUCCUUGUUAUUUGAUUGGUGGAACAUGACUCAUUUCUUCCAUUAAUUUGCUAUGCAUCUACUGCUGCAAGGCUCCAAACUUUAAUUGUCCCCAAAUAGUUGUUCCCCACCCUUUUGAUUUAAAUGAGGCAAGGUCGUUUGCCAUAGGAAUAAGGUUGGUGUCUUUAUGGAGUCAAUAUUCAUCCUUGCUGUAUAAAACAAAAAGAUUCUCUCUCAAAAGAAAAUAAUUUUUAGGGUUUGCUAAACACAGUUUGGGAUUUCCAUGUCCAUUUUGUGUGUGUUGUGAACUUUUUUCAAAUGACUAGAGUAGAGUCUAUGUGUGUGUUAUAUAAAACAAAUAUUUAAUGCAUUUCAUUUGUACAUUGUCGUAGAAUACAAUCACUCGGUGAAAUCAGGCUCUUCCGUUUCAUUUGGCUUCGCCUCAUCCAGAUUUUACCUCUUGAUUAUGUUCUAUAGCAAUGCACUCAUCUGUACCCAGUGUUUGUGUAAUUUUGGGCAACAAAUUCAGUUUAAUUUGUAAUAUGUAUUUUGAGUGAUUUAUACAUUCUGCGUAUUAACAAAAAAAGCUGGAGCUACUUGGGAUGGAUUCAAAUUCAAACUAUCCUCAUUUUGUAGUUGAUAUUUUGGCCACUGAGUUUGCCUUGCAACAAGUUUGACACUCUUUUAAAAAUACAACUAUUAACAACUUUUCCCUUUUUUCGAAAGUAUUAAUCACUGUGACUUAAUAUCCCCAACAUAUCGUGAUGUUAAAUAUUUAAAAGAAAUUAAUUCUGCUUAGCUGCUCUAAAAAAAAAAAGGGAGCUAAUUUUUGGUCACAGUCGUCAUUACACUGGUUGCAACAUUGGAGAAUAGAUAGCUAUCCUUUGAAAAACAUUGUGACAUGAAUCACUCUUAAGAGUCACCUCAUUUUCAACCCCACCAUGCAAAAGCAGCGGAUAAUCUCAGCGUCUCAACUUUUUUUGAGAAUAAAAAUGUUUAUUAAUAUGGCCGACCCCGUCGCACUUUUUAUGAUAUUACCAGUUUCAUACUUGUAAUUUUUGUAUUGCUUAUGCAUGCAUAAAAAUAUUCAAGUUCAACGAUUUGAUACCCAUUUGGAUAUUUUUGUAAGUAGUUGGUGUUUGUAUAUAUUUAAUCUCUGUAUGUUUAAAUGCAGUUGUUACUACCCGGAGAAAAAAAUAUAUAAUAAGGUCGUUAAAGACACUGGACACUAUUUGUAACUGUCAAACGCGAGUCUGCUCACUUG
Molecule: messenger RNA, 3382 nt
Organism: Asterias rubens (European starfish)
Lineage: Eukaryota; Metazoa; Echinodermata; Asteroidea; Forcipulatida; Asteriidae
Product: transmembrane protein 272-like
Exons: 6
Coding region: 14-751 (245 amino acids)
Source: RefSeq, a predicted model, not a curated record